CCGUUGAAGUGGAAUAAAAUAAUUUAAUUUAUUUAUUAAAAUGUAAGUUAAAAGUUGAAAAUUAUACUUUGAAUGCAAGAAACGUGUGAGAAUAGUUUGUGUUUAGUGAAUCAAACGUAAAGUUCGAAAUAAAAAGUCAAACAAGUGAAAAGAAAAAGUUGAGUAAGAGUAGAGCAGAGAAAAAAGCACACAAACAACGUAAUCCUAUAACAAGAUGGAUGUGAAAUUUUUAAAUAUCUUUCUUGUGGGCUUUGGCUUCAUGCUGCUCUUUACAGCCUUCCAAACUUUGGCUAAUAUCGAGAAGACGAUAUUAGAAAGCUUGAAAAAAGAUGAUGCCAGCUUCACUGGCGACGGUUACGUCAGUUUAUCAAUCAUUUAUUUAACAUUUUCAUUGUUCAAUUGGUUGGCUCCGUCGUUUAUAGCAUCUACGAGUCCCCGGGUAGCUAUGGUGGUUGGGUCAUUGAUUUACAUAUUUUUCAUGACUACGUUCCUCUAUCCUAUGACGGGGCUUUUGUAUACAGCAAGUGCUUUAUUGGGUUUUGGUGCGGCUACACUCUGGACCGGUCAGGGUGCAUUGCUGGCGCGUUGCAGUGAUUCCAGCAAUAUAUCACGCAAUUCUGGCAUCUUCUGGGCAUUAUUGCAGUGCAAUAUGUUCUUCGGUAAUUUAUUCGUCUACUUUGCGUUCCGAAAUAAGGCGCACAUCGACGAAAAUACGCGACUAAUGGUCGUUAUCGUCUUGUCUGCAGUGGGAUUUGCGGGAGUAUUAUUCCUAAUCGCUGUGAGACGAGUACCUGAUAACUCAGAGAUGGGCGAUACGAACGCAAAUAUGUCGCGAUCUGCAUGGGGUAAUGCUCGGUAUGCAUUGCAAUCGGCCGGAAAGUUAUUUAUAACUCGUGACAUGAUGUUACUUACCCUAACUUUCGUAUACACAGGUCUUGAGUUGUCAUUCUUUAGCGGUAUUUAUGGACCUUCAGUUGGAUUUACUGAAAAAAUUCACGAAACGCCCAAAGAAUAUGUGGGUAUAAUCGGGAUUUGCAUAGGUAUAGGUGGAGUGACAGCAGGCACAGUUUUUGGUAUUUUGGGUUCGAAAACUGCACGUUUUGGUCGAAAUCCAAUCGUCAUUACCGCUUACGUUAUACAUUUAGUGGCGUUUUUUUUAAUCUACUUAAAUUUGCCCGACAAUGCGCCAUUUAAGGAAACGGAGGAUGUAUCGUAUAUAGAUCCUCCAAAGAUCUGGCUGGCUUUGUUAUGCGCUCUCAUGUUGGGCUUAGGUGAUGGUUCCUUUAAUACACAAAUUUAUUCCAUGUUAGCCGGAGUUUUUGUUAAACAAUCUGCAGCGGCUUUUGCUAUUUUUAAAUUUACCCAGUCCGUUGCGGCGGCAAUCGCUUUCUUUUACGCAUACCAUUUGGGCUUAGGUGUCCAAUUAGGAAUUUUGGUAAUAUUUGCAACUUUUGGCACUAUUACCUUUUGCUUCGUGGAACUAAAAUAUAAACAGCUCGCGAUAUCCGAAAAGGCCGAAGAAUCGGGAAAAUAAAAUAGGAGGCAACUGGAUAGCUUUGUAUUCAGCUGUUUUUGUUUUGCUUUCUUUCUUUUUUUUCUCAUUUCAUAAAAGUUGCAAAUUAAUAGCAUACUUUAUGGAUACAUGAG
This is a messenger RNA of Glossina fuscipes, 1647 nucleotides long. Its product is annotated as UNC93-like protein MFSD11. Bases 215 to 1534 code for a protein of 439 amino acids. The record is from RefSeq and is a predicted model, not a curated record. NCBI's taxonomy places the organism in Eukaryota, Metazoa, Arthropoda, Insecta, Diptera, Glossinidae. The transcript is spliced from 6 exons.